Molecule: messenger RNA, 1337 nt
Organism: Cydia pomonella (codling moth)
Lineage: Eukaryota; Metazoa; Arthropoda; Insecta; Lepidoptera; Tortricidae
Product: transcriptional repressor RHIT-like
Exons: 6
Coding region: 219-1337 (372 amino acids)
Biological process (GO): regulation of transcription by RNA polymerase II
Cellular component (GO): nucleus
Molecular function (GO): zinc ion binding; DNA-binding transcription factor activity, RNA polymerase II-specific; RNA polymerase II transcription regulatory region sequence-specific DNA binding
Source: RefSeq, a predicted model, not a curated record
AAAAACUUGGCUUUAUUAUACACCAAUUUUGUUAUCAACAGUAGCGGCACAUCACUAUAGUUUCGUUAAAAAAAAAAGUCAUGGUUACGGUUAUGUGUCAAAUGACUCAAAUGUCAAUGGCCGCUUUUUGUGCUCAAAAUUGCAUUUGCAAAUUAUAAAGUAUCAGUAGUUGUUGGCUGUUUUUGUGAACCAAUUGCCAGUGCCUUAUACGAUUCAUAAUGGAGGAGUUGCACUCGUGUAGCUGCUGCCUGGUGCGGCCGCCGGACAAGGGCCUCAAGACUAUGUAUAAACAUCUUGGCAAAACAGAGAUAUACUACGACAUGCUGAGAGACUGCUUUAAUAUAAAUCUAGGUAUGGGGAAUGACGAGUGUGGGAUCUGCGAGGUGUGCGUGGGGCGGCUGCGGGACGCGAGCGACUUCAAGCUGCAAGUGCAGCGCAGUCAGGCCGAACUGCAAGCGCGGCUUAUGGGAGUGAUCACUGCUAGUAAUAAGUUAAAAAUCAAGUUGGAAAAAGCUCCUGAAGAUGAAACAAUUAUACGCGAUAUCAAGGUGGAGAAGUCCGAGAUCGAGAUGGCAGAUGGCGAGAUCGUUUCAGUUUCAGUUGCCAUACAAGAGGGACCGCCAGUACCUUCAGCGAAACCCGUUGUUAGCACGUCCAACCCCAGUCCGUCUGCGCCCGAUACGACCCUCACCAACCUCGACAGGUCCGGGUCGGCUCCGGCUUCCAGCUACCCUAAAGAACACACGUGCGACAUAUGCCAAAAAACCUUCGACAACCCAAAUGCCAAGUCCAAACUUGUAAUCCAUCGCCGCUCCCACACAGGGGAGAAGCCUUACGCGUGCAAUGUAUGCGGCAAAAGAUUUAUACAAAAAUACCACUUAAAGACUCAUUACGCACUCCACAUGGGAAUGUUUAAAUUCUCCUGCGAAGUAUGUAACAAACGAUUCCUACAUAAAAACCAAUGGAUCGUACAUAUGCGGACUCACACUGGUGAAAAACCGUAUACAUGCGAUAUGUGCAAUAAAAAGUAUAGACAUAGAAGCCACUUAACGUUUCAUAGAAAAAGUCAUUUCGAAUCUGAUCCUGUGGACAAAAAGUACGGUUGCGAUGUUUGUGGGAAACGGUUUGCACUACAAGGGAAUUUAUUUAAACAUAAGGAACUACACGAAGAAAAGGAAAAGGAAGAAAAAGAAGAAAAACAGGAGGAUCCAAAGCCAUAUGAGUGUGAAAUAUGUCACAAACGAUUUGCAUUAGUAGGUAUCUUAAAAAGUCAUAAAGAAAUCCAUACUGAAGAAACACCUUUCGAAUGCGAAGUAAAUCUCGAUCUUAUGUUCUGA